GAUAGAUUGGCAUUUGGAAAAUUGUUCUACUCUGGAUCAUGCUUUGGACUCUCGUGGAUAAAGUAAAUUUAGAGAAAACAAAUAACAAAGAGAAAAAUUAUCAAACCAGACGUCUUUUUCUCAAUUUCUCUAUCAUCGUUAUAUUACCAUUACUCAACUGUUUCUAACUUUCUAUUUAAAAUUUCUAUGGUUUUUAAUUUCCAGAUAUGUUAGAAAUGUCAGCUGUAAAUUGUUUCAGUCUUAAGUAUUACCUGUACGUACUUAUAAUGGUAUUUAUUGUCUUUUGUCCAAUAACAUUUGCCCAGUGUCCAACCACUGGUACAUCUUGGGUUAGAGAUGAAAAUAACUGUUCAAAAUAUUAUGUAUGUCUUCAUGGAAAGCGCAUCUCAAUGCCACCUUGUCCUCAUCGUACUGUAUAUUCUCUGUUGACUCAUUCGUGCGUGUGGCAGAAUUCUCAUGCUGAUGAUUGUUCGAAAGAGAUAUCAACAACAAAGAGAAUUGAUCUUAAUGCAAAGAAUAGACAGAACAAAAUCGUUGUUCGAAAAUUUCCCUCAAGAAAAAACCGUACACAUAUUUUGCAUCAUCUCAUUGUUAGAACAACAACAGCAACAACAACAACAACAGACGAACCGACGUUGAGUAGUACUUGGAUGAAAAGCGUUAACAGAAUAGUGAACUUAUCUUCGGGUGGAAUCGAGAAUAAUAUACUGCAAUCUAAUUAUACGAGUGACAACGAUACUGAAAUUAAAGACAGCGUUCAAGUAGAUUCUGAUAUGGCUAAAAAACAUACAGAUGAAAAAGAUUAUUAUUAUUUCUAUUAUUACGAUAGCGAAGACAGUGAAAAUAAUCAAUUUGAUUCUGACGAUUACUCUUGGGAAUAUAACAAUGCAGAUUACGAUGACGACUGGUCGGAAGAUGUUGAUGAAGGUUCCUGUGGUUAUUCAAUAAGCCCUUUCAUAAUCGGUGGAGGCCAAGCAGCAGAAGGAACUUGGCCCUGGCAGGUUUCCUUGCAGGUACUUACCGAUCCACCAGCGCAUCGAUGUGGUGGAGUACUCGUUCACCCAAGUUGGAUCCUUACUGCAGCGCAUUGCGUGUAUGGUACUUUCAACAGUCCUCAAAUAUUACAAGUGGUGUUAGCUGACAACGACCUAAUCAAUGAUUCGGGAUUUGAAGUGUACAGAUAUGUGGAUGAAAUAGUAAUCCAUCCUGAUUAUGUCCCAGCUGGUGGCUACCCAAAUGAUAUUGCUCUAGUUAAGCUGUCAGCACCUGUUAAUCCUUUUGAGAAUUUUGUAAACACUGUUUGCGUACCUGGACAGGAAGAGGUAUUCGAUGAAAAUGAUGAUUGUUACAUGACUGGCUGGGGUGCAACUCUCGGGACAGGAUACAGAUGGGUAUUAAACGAACUGGCUACAGAUAUCCGAACAACAGAUUAUUGUCAAACUAUGUGGAAAAAAAAUUAUGUUGAGUACUCGCAUCUCUGUGUUGGUAAUGGAGAAACCGGAGCCUGUCAGGGUGACUCCGGAGGUCCUUUAAUGUGUGCAAGAAAUGGCCAAAUGUUCGUUGUUGGAAUUGCAUCAUGGGCAGUGAUUGGAUGUCGUCGAGAUGGUUACCCCAAUAUGUUUACUAAAGUGUCAUCAUAUAGUGACUGGAUAUUUACCACAAUAGCAAAUUGACUGAUUAAA
This is a messenger RNA of Octopus bimaculoides (California two-spot octopus), 1682 nucleotides long. RefSeq names its product prostasin. The record is from RefSeq and is a predicted model, not a curated record. NCBI's taxonomy places the organism in Eukaryota, Metazoa, Mollusca, Cephalopoda, Octopoda, Octopodidae. Gene Ontology annotation, cellular component: extracellular region. Gene Ontology annotation, biological process: proteolysis. Gene Ontology annotation, molecular function: chitin binding; serine-type endopeptidase activity.